CGCUCUCGCGUCCAUCUGCUGGAAUAAACCUGCACCGUGCACGACAACCCCCUCCAUCUUUCCUCCAAGUACCAAGCCAUUACAGGCUUAACAACACCAGGGAAUAAAGAUGUCAGGGAUGAACCAGGUGGUUGCAACAUGCUGGACUUGCCUCCUGCUCUCUGCUUUCCUGUUUGAGCCAACGCUGUCCAAAGGUGGACGUGGAGGGUCACGGGGUUCCUCUCGAGGGUCUCCCUCCCGCAGCUCCACAGCGGGGACCUACAGGGGAGGAGGCACCUAUGGCGGGACCCGCUCUCGCUUCAGGGUGGCAGGGCGAACGUCACCGGUGAGAGUGGCAAGUGCGGCAGCAGCGGGGGCAGCAGUGGCGUUAACGGCAGACAAAUGGUACGCAUCUGCCUACCGACGCAGCAACGCAGACAGCUCAGAAGAAGAGCUGGAUUUCUACAAUAGGACCAAUUACUUUGAUGCUCUAAUGUCAGGCUCUACUCAAAACGGAUCUUUUCUCUCUAAGGUGGUUUCUGUCAUUAUUUCAGUGUUUUCUCCUAAAUAUGGACUCUUCCUGGACAGUAUACUGUAGAUAUUUGGAUGCUUUUUAGGACACAUCUGUGAUUGGGUCAAAGACUGUGCUUCUAUCCAGGAUGUAAUUAUAAUGUGCAGAACUGGCUGGAACCUGCACUGGAAAGACCAGUUAGAGCGGCCACACAGGAGUAGAAGAACAGAAUCAGAAAAACAUCACUGUACUGUAUGUUUUUACACUUAUUCCAAUUGCCAAAAACAGGCUACAUUACCAGCACUGUAUUCAUUGUGACAUUUCACCUCUCAGAGUUCACCUUUGACAAAUAAUUCAGCAUAUGUGACAGAAACUAUUGUUAUUUCCACCCUGAAAGCUUAAUUUAAUAACAUAUCAGCAAAAUGCCAAUGGCUCUAACUGAGCUACUUUCAGUCAAUUUUAACUGUACUGCCAAAUUAAAUAUAUAUAUAUACUUUUAAUAAUAUGCACAAAAAAUGCAAAGUGACCUGUACUACAGCUCUGUACCAGUGAGGAAAAUUAUCUCUAUGUAAAAGCAGAAAUGGAUAUUAAUAUAAAGUUUGGACUUGCUGCAGUUCAUAUAAAACACUGAAAUACAGGUUAUUAGUUACUUUAUAGGGGUUUUUAAAGUGAAAAGGACCUGGCACCAGCAUUUUCUCACCCCUGAAAUUAAACAGUACUAGGAAUUUUUCUCUGUAAUAUGAACAUAUUUAUUUUAUAAAGGACAAGCCUUUUUGUUCAAUUUCUGACCUCAAGCAAUGCAACAUUUCACUUCAUUCUUUCUGUAAUAGUUAUGCUUUGAUUUGAAUGAUAAAAUAAGAGUAUAUAGGAGUUGCUGUGCAUUGGGAAAGCUAAUUUUCCACAAUCAUCUUCGCAUUCUAAACACCUGAAUUUCAGCCGAGACCUGCGUAUGAACCAUGACGUGGAUGAGACGGACAUGAGCAAACCAACCGCUGCUCUCAGGAGUGAUUCACGUCUCAGAAGGUUUUCAUGGUGUUUUCACCCUCCGAAAAAAACAAAUAAAUAAAAAAAUCUACCUACAGAAGACACUCAGGAGCAACAGACUGUUCCACGUUUAUAAGUGCACUCUAUUAUAUGCUACACUAAUGUAAAUAAUA
Archocentrus centrarchus (flier cichlid) is the source of this 1647-nucleotide messenger RNA. RefSeq names its product shadow of prion protein (gene sprn). Bases 110 to 577 code for a protein of 155 amino acids. The record is from RefSeq and is a predicted model, not a curated record. Gene Ontology annotation, cellular component: membrane. NCBI's taxonomy places the organism in Eukaryota, Metazoa, Chordata, Actinopteri, Cichliformes, Cichlidae. The transcript is spliced from 2 exons.